Messenger RNA from Oncorhynchus keta (chum salmon), 5972 nucleotides. RefSeq names its product glutamate receptor-interacting protein 2-like. Gene Ontology annotation, molecular function: protein binding. Gene Ontology annotation, biological process: neurotransmitter receptor transport, endosome to postsynaptic membrane. Bases 654 to 3845 code for a protein of 1063 amino acids. Lineage: Eukaryota; Metazoa; Chordata; Actinopteri; Salmoniformes; Salmonidae. The record is from RefSeq and is a predicted model, not a curated record. The transcript has 24 exons.
UUGUGUGCUUGACUGCACUGAGUGUGCGCGUGUGUGAGAGAAAGUGUGUGUGAUGCAGGGGGUGUGACCGUGUCAUGUGUGGGGAGAGUGUUUGACUGCUUCAUCACACCCCUCUGGCAUAGAGAGGGAGGGAGAGCGACCUUCUCCGACACACUCACUGAGGCUGUGUGUAAUGGUUGCUGUGUGUGUGAGCUGGUAUGUGAGCGUGAACGAGGGGUAUGAUUAUUCCUAUGGAAUAGGAAGAGCAACCAUGAAUACCUCAAAAGGAACCUCAGAAUGGUGGGAAGAAAAGGAGAGAUGACUAUUCCUUUGAUGCUUUGAUCAUUUGGUUUCCCUGCUUUCGGUUUGUUGUGGGAAUUACUUAUUUUAGCAAUAUAUAUAUAUUUUUUUUUGUACCAAGUUUAAACAGUUAAAGGACAUAGAAAUAGACAUCUAUGGAACAGGAUAUUUCAUGCAAUAAGUGAAGUCAAGAUAUGCUUCAAGUAGAACAGAGAUAUGAAGAGAAGAAAAUAGUUUUUUGUCCUGCUUGUUAGCGAGUGAGACUGGGUCACAGAGGACACCGUAUUCCAAGGGGCACCUCGCUGGGUCUGCUGGCCACUACAACAGCACAGCGACUUUCCUCUCAGGUCGGAUGUUUUGACAGGACUGCAGCCAUGCUUUGUGGUCUGAGGAGAGAGGCGAAGAACAGCAGCAUCGAUGAUGGACCAUACUCUAAGGGCAGCAAGGACUCUGGAGGGACCGACCAUGCCCUUACAUCCAGGAGACGCAGUAUUAAAGAGGACUACUGGGGCAUGACCACGUUGGACCUGAUUAAAAGGGAAGGCAGCAGCCUGGGCCUCACCAUCUCCGGGGGGUCCGAUAAGGACGGCAAGCCCAGAGUGUCUAACCUGCGGCCAGGUGGGCUUGCUGCCAGGAGUGACCAGCUGAAUGUGGGAGACUACAUCAAGUCAGUGAACGGCAUCAACCUGUCCAAGCUCCGCCACGAUGAGAUCAUCAGCCUGUUGAAGAACAUAGGAGAGCGUGUGGUUCUGGAAGUGGAUUACGAACUACCUCCUUUUGUCCAGAACACUCCCACAAGUGUUAUAGCUAAGACUAUAGAGGUGUGCCUAUACAAGGAGGGCAACAGCUUUGGAUUCGUCAUGAGAGGAGGGUUCCAUGAAGACUGGCACAGGUCUCGUCCUCUGGUAGUGACCUACGUACGGCAUGGGGGUCCAGCUGAUCGAGAGGGCACACUGAAGGCUGGUGACCGUGUGCUGAGCAUAGGCGGGAAGCCCUUACACCGAGAGAAGCAUGCUGACGCUCUGACUAUGCUGAUGCAGUGUAGCCAGGAAGCCCUGUUCCUGAUUGAGUAUGAUGUCUCCCUCAUAGAGUCAGUGCAGCAGGCCUCUGGCCCCCUACUGGUGGAGAUAGUGAAGUGUCCUGCAGCCAGCCUGGGUGUUAGCCUGGCUACUGCUGUGUACAGGAACAAACAGGUUAUCGUCAUCGACAAGAUCAAACAAGCCAGUGUGGUGGAAAGGUGUGGGGCAUUGCAUAUAGGUGAUCUCAUUCUGUCUAUAGACGGGACCAGCACUGAGCACUGUUCCCUGAUGGAGGCCACGCAGCUAUUGGCCCAAACCUCUGACAUUGUCAAAUUGGAGAUCCUUCCAGCCAAUCAGAGCAGACUUUCCAUGAGAUCCCAAGACACAGUGAAAGUACAGAAAAGCAACCUUCACCACUGGGAGCCCACUGCCAACUACAGCCACACCCAACACUGCAAGACAUGGAGCAGUCCCAGCCACCAGCUCAACCAGCAGGACCACUGCAAAUCCACCUCAGGGUACAGCAGCACCCUGCCCUGCCCCAUCCCCCCUGUCGCCCCCACAAGCCCCCACAGCACGACACACAAGAGAUGCCAGCGGAGUAAGGAGCACAAGAGCUCACUGUCCCUAGCAUCCAGCUCAGUGGGCCCUGGGGGUCAGGUUGUUCACGUGGAGACCAGCGAGGUCGUCCUGAGGGGGGAUCCACUCCUAGGGUUUGGGGUUCAACUGCAGGGGGGUGUUUUUGCCACAGAGACCCUGUCCACCCCCCCAGUCAUCCGCUUCAUCGAGCCCGACAGCCCUGCCGAAAGAUGUGGACUUCUGCAGGUGGGGGACAGACUCCUGUUAAUCAACAGAAUCCCUACAGAGGAUGGAACACUGAAGGAAGCCAAUCAACUACUGCGAAAUGCCGCUCUGGCCAAUAAGGUCACUCUAGAGGUCGAGUUUGAUGUAGCAGAAUCAGUGGUUCCAAGUAGUGGCAUGUUCCAUGUGAAGCUGCCCAAGAGGAGGGGAGUAGAUCUUGGCAUAACAAUCAGUGCAAGCAAGAGACCCGAAAAAGCUCUCAUCAUCUCUGACAUCAGAAAAGGAAGCAUAGCUCACAGGACAGGCACGUUGGAGCCAGGGGACAGGCUGCUGGCUAUCGACAACGUGCGUCUGGAGAACUGCACCAUGGAGGAUGCCAUGCAUGAGCUGCAGCAGGCAGAGGACAUGGUCAAGCUCCGGAUCCAGAAGGAUGAGGAUAACGCUGAUGAGCUGGAGAUGUCUGGUUCCAUUAUCUAUACAGUGGAGCUGAAGCGUUACAACGGCCCGCUGGGUAUUACCAUCUCAGGCACAGAGGAGCCUUUUGACCCUAUCGUCAUCUCAGGCCUCACCAAGAAGGGCCUGGCUGAAAGGACUGGUGCCAUCCAUAUAGGGGACCGUGUCCUGGCCAUCAACUGUAUGAGUCUGAAGGGGAAACCCCUGAGUGAGGCCAUCCAUCUACUCCAAAUGGCCGGAGAGACUGUCACCCUUAAGAUCAAGAAACGGCAAGACGAAUCGGAUGGGCAGCAGAUGUCGGAGCAAGCAGGAUUCCCGAGCGACACAGAGGAUGAGCUGACUGACUACCAGAAGACCAGUAAACACUCAGGGGUGUACUCUGCCACAGGGCCCAGUGUGUACUCUGCCAUGAGCUCCUGGGAUGGUUCCGGCAUCGACACUGGCUACGGCAGCCAAGGAACGUAUCUCCACCGAGGUGCAGAUUUGACCUUCCAGCCUAACGAGUGGAGACACACCAAACCGACCAGGACUCACCUCACCUCCACUGGCCUUACCGCCCUUACCCACCACUCCCACCUCUAUGAUGGGAGAUACGAUGAGGAUGACUGGGAUAAGGCUGCUGGAUAUGCCAGCCCCCCUCAUUGCCAUGGCACCCUGAACCAGGAGGACACCUUCUGGUCCCAGGCCCUGCAGGACCUAGAGACCUGCGGCCAGUCAGAGAUACUCAGGGAGCUGGAGGCGUCCAUGACAGGCAGCACUCUUAGCCUGUAUCUGGCGUCCCAGGAAGUGCUACAGAGCAGAAUCAGUCCUGUGAAGAGGGGUCCCAUCCAUGACGAGCCCAAAACCAAAGGCAACCUGCAGAGGUCCAACAGGACCAGGGACACACCCCCCAGAGGGAGAGGAGAGACCCAGGAGACCACAUCCCCUACAGCCCUGGAACUGCUGAAGGUGAGCCUGAGGAAGGACCCAGACUGUGGAGACUUUGGCUUCAGUGUGUCAGAUGGCUUCCUAGAGAAAGGCAUCUACGUCAACAUGAUCCGACCAGAUGGUCCUGCCAACCAGGCCGGGUUGAAACCCUAUGACCGCAUUCUGCAGGUGAACAGAGCGAGGACCAGAGACUUUGACUGCUUCCUGACUGUUUCUCUCAUCACUGAAGCAGGAGACAGCUUGGACCUGGUCAUCAGCAGAAACUCCCUGGCACAGGCAGAUAAGGGGCCACCUCAGGACUGCGAGGACCCUUCUGACUCCCUGUCAAGCUUCCUACAUUAUAGGACCAAUAGUAUUGCCCUGUGACAAAGGUCCAAGGGGGAGGUAAUGGAUAAUAGCACGUUCAAAUGGUGUUACACAUUAUACCAUGUGACAUGUAGGCACUGCACGUCUCACACACUGGUUUUGUUUUGUUAUAUCUCUUGUACAUACACACAGAAUCACAUUCAGAUGUGAGAAUACAUGUGUAUGCGAAUAAACACACAUUCAGUCACUAAUUCACACUCCCACAUACCUACAUUUGCUGUGACCAAUGUUAAUCAGUGUAUUCAUGUGAUCUAGAGCAGAGAAGGCUCAGUCAGGCUUCUGGGGCUGUUCAGGCAGAACCACAUGUAGUUACGUAACAGCUUCUGACUCAGCCUGCUCAAUUCUACAGAAAUCCCAGAGAAACAAACACACACUUCCCUCUCAGAGAAGGUGUGUUCGGGAUUCAGCACCAGCACGGUGUUUUUUGUUUUUGUUCAACAAAAAGAAAAGUGAAAUGUGUGCAAUUGUGACCCUAUGUGACCUCUUGCUGAGGAAUGGUGGAGUUGCACGUACACACACAUUUGACACACGAACGUGCGCACAUGUGGGUGUUGGAGGAGUGUCUUGGCUGGCUGCCCUUUCCUUCCCUUCAGCCCGGCCCGACCUGGCCAGCCAGCUUCCCUCACUGUUAGCGCCACAGAAAUAGGUAGAAUGCUAAGCUGGCGUUCACUGUUACUUGCCAAGUAUUGCAGACAUUUCUAUUUUAGAUACCCCACACUCUGUCCUAAAGUCUAAAGUGUUUGUGAAAAUUGAUUUGGGUCCAAGUUUGAUGGGCGUCACGUGAGGACAAAUACUUACCAAGGUCUUUUUUUAUCACACCUUCAUUGUUGCCGAAGGUUUCUUUCUCUUGUUACAUUUCUCACACCAUGUUAUUAGCUACUGGGUAGACUGAGCAGGCAUUUGUCAUUCAUUACUUUUUGGCAUCAGCGUUUUUGUUUCAAGGUUCUUGUCAAUGGUUUUACCUAAUCAAGUUCACUAUAUUUCUGAAACCAAACCACUCACCGUUUUUGCUUGUAUGCACUAGUCGGUCACCUAAAUCAGAUCCAUGUACUGGAAUUGACUGGCUUUAUCACUCAAUGUUUAAAUGUAUUGUACAACUAAUGGUGAUAAUGCCACCUUCUUUGUUUUGAAAAGCUGGAAGGAGUGUUCCUUGUCAUUAGAACAUAGUAUUCUGAUUAUGUUCAGGGAGAUCACUUUUCUCCUACACCUCUUUAACAUUCUACCCUCAAUAUCAGCAUAUAUUGUGAGGCCAGGUGUUUUUCCUGACUAGAAAAACCUCUUGGCCCUAGUCCUAUGCAAACAUGUUUCAGAAGGCAUUACACCAGAGGUACUUACAGUACAGUAUCAACUCUCAGGUGUACAGUAUCAACUCUCAGGUGUACAGUGGUUUCUCUACAAAAACCCUCAUAAGUGAAUCACAUCCCCUGACAAAUGUGGAACGAAAUACCUUUCAGUUGAGAUGAUGAAUGAUUUCAUUUGAACCUUUUAAACCCAUUUGUCUGUUGAGUUUUAGCCCUCAACACUCCAUAGGGUAUGGACUUUGAUUAGAGAGUAUUUUCCCCAGCUUCCAUGGCUGUCUCUCCCUCCCAUUAUAGUAAGCAUAAACAUGCAGCUAUAGGAUUUCAUGUCCCACCCAUAGAAAGCUUGCAUUGUUCACAAGGGGGAAUUUUAAAGCUUUUCUCUGCUGAACAAUUGCCAUCUCUAUCCUGCUCAGUCAGACAGAACCUUCUCCAGAGCUGUUCCUAUUUCAUCAUAGCAUGAUGUUUUUAUAAAGCUCUUACGCAACACGUCUCGCCCUGGCCUGCUUACCAAGUUGCCUCAGUGGAAAUACGAUUUGUUUCAUGUCAUGUAAUGUCUGGGGAAGAGAUGUGAGACUGCAGAGUCAUGCUGUCCCGUUCAGGACUCAACUCACUGCUUUUUAAUCCUCCGAGAGGAAACAUGUUUUAAGAAUGUUUUUAUGUUGCUCUCAAACUGCCAUACAUUUGAUACAGAUACCUGUUUUUGGUUCUAUUGUUUUUAUUUGAACUGGCGUUCUGCAUGUGUGGUUUUGUAUGUAAGAUGUGACAUAGUGCACUGUUUUCUGUACAGUUCUUCUGUUUACAUUGUCCCCCAGCUGCAUCCAAGCAU